AUGGAUGUUCUUGCAGAGCUUGAGUCUAUGGCAAUCAACGUGGCCGAUGCUGACGACGAACCCAUCUCCGACGCCACUAUACAGCGAUGGGAAAUGCUCUUCGGUUUCACUCCCUCCGAAGCCUCAGCAGCGAUCGAAACACAUCGCCAGGAUUUCAGCCGAACCAGGGUUGGACAUGAGCUGUGGGAUGCCAUCAAAGUGGAGAAGGAAGCAAAAGGCCAUGAUCGAGAGUCGUAUGAGUAUUCCCUUCGAAAUCCACACGUCCCGAAGGGUGGCUCGCCCAGCGCGGCUGCUAGCGAGCGACAGGGCACGUUCAUCGUCCAGCUCGCCGGUCCUCUUAACAGUCCGGCAAGAGUUCAGGAGGCUGCGGCUCUUGACAGGGCUCCUGCGCUGGUCAAAGGUGUAGGCGAAAAUGGAGAAUCACAGUUUUGCGAGAUCGACACCGCAGCUAAGGCGAACCUACAGAAGUGGGUGUCAGAGCAUCACGCCGGGUUCCAGCCCACAAUAGUUCGUCUCUCCAAGGCCAAGAAGGAGCUGUGCAGGCAUAGCCUGGCGCCCAUGCUCGGCAAAGAGUGCGUGCUUCCACAGCACCGUGCUGACGAAGCCGAUUUCCGGCCAAGCCCAUCCGCAGACCAGUACCCAGUCUGGUAUUUCUUCUACGGCACGCUCGCGGACCCGGACGUCCUCUCUCGGCAUCUCGGACUGGAAAAAGGUGCCCAGUAUUUGGAGGCCGAGACUGUGGGAGGCCGGAUUCGUACUUGGGCAGGGAAGUAUAAGGCCUUGGUCGACGCACCAGGUGAAAUUGUCUCUGGAAGUGCGUUUAAGGUCGAGUCUCGUGAGCAGGAGGACACCCUACGAUUCUACGAGACUGACCAUUACGAAGUCGUGCGUUGCCAGAUCGCAACUCGACUUGGCGUGCUGGAUGGUCUCACUUUCCGUUUCGACGGUGAGGAGAAGGACCUGGAUUAA
Exophiala aquamarina CBS 119918 is the source of this 969-nucleotide messenger RNA. RefSeq lists its product as uncharacterized. The record is from RefSeq and is a predicted model, not a curated record. The transcript is spliced from 2 exons. Bases 1 to 969 code for a protein of 322 amino acids. Lineage: Eukaryota; Fungi; Ascomycota; Eurotiomycetes; Chaetothyriales; Herpotrichiellaceae.